AUGGGAUCAGUUUCCAAACACACACAAAGGCCGUGGAUCGAGACACCAUGUGUCUACUCAGCCCCCUUAUCUCGGGUUGCCGGCUGCAACAUCUACCUCAAGCUUGAGAACUUGCAGCCAUCAGGCUCCUUCAAGUCCCGAGGGAUCGGGAAUCUCAUGGUGAGGGCCGUCGAGUCGACCAAGUCCCCCUCUACGUCGGCGGAGGAUGUCCACUUCUACUCUUCCUCGGGGGGCAACGCCGGCCUGGCAUGCGCGACGGCCGCCGCGACCCUCGGCCGGCCGGCAACGGUCAUCGUGCCCAUGAGCACCUCGCAGCUCAUGAUCGGCAAGCUGCGCGAGCUGGGCGCCGACGUGGUGCAGGUCGGCGAGAACUGGGCGGCGGCGGACAGGCACCUCCGCGGGGUCGCCAUCCCCGAGUUCGAGAGGUCCCACCCGGGCUCGAGGGCCGUGUACGUGCCGCCCUUUGACCACCCGCACGUCUGGGACGGCAACGCGACCCUGGUCGACGAGCUCAGGGCGCAGAUGUCCGAGGCCCCUGACGAGCAGAAACAGAUCGACGCCAUCGUCUGCAACGUCGGCGGCGGCGGCCUGAUGUGCGGCGUCAUGCAGGGGGUACAGAAGCUCAAGGACUCUGGCUACGGGGGCCCCAAGGUCCUGGCCGUGGAGACGGAGGGUGGUGAUAGUCUCAACGCCAGCGUCAGGGCGGGGGAGCUGGUCACACUCCCUGGUAUUACUACUAUUGCGACUUCUCUCGGGGCCCCGAGGGUCGCCGAGCAGGCGUUUGCUUGGGUUGAAAAGGCAGGAGGCGACUUGAUUAGUGUAGUCGUCACGGACAAGGACGCGGUUGAUGCAAUGGUCAAGUUUUUGGACCACGCGAGGAUACUGGUGGAAAGUGCAUGCAGCGCAACGAUUGCUACAGUGUACAAGGGCGACCUCAGGAAGUAUCUUGGAGAGGGUCUUUCAGACGAGGGGUGGGCUCAGAAGAACAUUGUCGUCGUUGUUUGCGGUGGCUCCAACAUCAACUUGGAGAUGCUGGAGAAGUACAGGAAGCAAUUUGGUGUAUAA
This is a messenger RNA of Diaporthe batatas, 1065 nucleotides long. RefSeq lists its product as uncharacterized. The transcript has 3 exons. The record is from RefSeq and is a predicted model, not a curated record. NCBI's taxonomy places the organism in Eukaryota, Fungi, Ascomycota, Sordariomycetes, Diaporthales, Diaporthaceae. Gene Ontology annotation, biological process: L-serine catabolic process; L-threonine catabolic process. The coding region runs from base 1 to 1065 and encodes 354 amino acids. Gene Ontology annotation, molecular function: pyridoxal phosphate binding; threonine deaminase activity; L-serine ammonia-lyase activity.